Rotaria sordida is the source of this 1443-nucleotide messenger RNA. The record is from the annotation of a GenBank genome assembly. Lineage: Eukaryota; Metazoa; Rotifera; Eurotatoria; Philodinida; Philodinidae.
AUGAAUACACUUGAAGCAGAAUAUUCUUUUCUAACACCAACAUGGAAAUUGCCAUCGGUAACAACUUCAUCAAUUUAUCCGCAUACUUUUAGUACUUCACAUUUAUCUGACGUACCAACAUCAGGUCCACAUUGGACAUUAUGGAAUGGUACAACGUAUAAUUCACGAUAUAUUCCUUCAUAUGUUCCUUCAACAAACAUUCGUCGUAAUUAUCCUCUAUCAACAAAUUAUUCACGAGUAGGACCUGUUAUUAUGUCUCAACAACAACAAAAUUAUCAAUCACUUGGAAAUCUUUCUAUGCAAUCCGGUCCUUCUUAUUAUCAACAAACAAACAGUCUAUAUGGUGAUUAUACUAAUCCAGAAGAUGGUCUUAAUUUAACCAUCAGUGUACAUCCUAAUAAUGGAUAUGAAUCAUAUGAUAAAAAUUCUAAUUAUGGUCAAUCAAAACAACAAAUGUUUAAUCGUAGUUUAACAUAUUCAAAAAAUUCUCAAAAGAAUCGUCCACCAAUAAAUCAAAAACGACAUGUACAAAUAAUUGAUCAUAAUCGUCAAACACCAUCAACAGUUAUUAAUGAAAAUAUAUCUGAAAGAAAUAGUCGUGUUUCAAAUGCUGCUUCCUAUACACAUUAUACUCAUACACCUGAUCCAUAUAAAUCUCAAACAAAAUCUAAAACACCUCUAUCAAGUCAACAUCAUGAUCAGACAGAUGAAAGUAAACAUAGUCAUGAUGGAAAUAAUUUUAAAGUUCAUGAUUAUCUUUAUGGAUUGUCUGUACCUGAUCCUGGUAGUUAUACAAAUGCAUAUAAAUAUCAUCAACGUCGUUUACAAGAUGAAAAAUUAGGUCGUAAAUCAGUAGUUAGUGAAUAUCGAAGUUUUGCACGAAAUGGUGGUUUUGGUCCUGCUUUUGGAAAUACAAAUAAUCAAACAUACGACGAUAAAACUGAUACUGAACAUAGAAGAAAAACUUAUUCAAAAGUUGUACAUGAUACAAAUCAAUAUAAAAUUGAAGAACAAAAACGUAUUCAAAAUCAACAAGGACCAAAAAAGAAUCGUCCAGCACCCGUACCUAAACAUCAACGGGCUCGUGAAUAUGCGAACAAAAUCGAAAGACCUCAUCAUAUGAAACCAGUGUUUCAAGCAGAAUUUUCAUUAUUAAUUCCAAUUUUUGUACCAAUCAUAAUAACAUCUUUAUUAAAUAUUCGAUGUCAUUCAAGGUUAAACUAUAUUCAAGAUUCAAAUCGAAAUGAUUUCUUCUUCGAUGAAUUUAAUAUUCAUUUCAAUAAUCAUAAUUUUCUACAAUAUCAUUCAAAAAUAUAUUUAUUAAUUUACCAUUACAUAUUAUUGGAAAAAAAAAGUAUAUCUAAUCGAGCAAACUUAUUAUCAAUUGAUUUAAUAAGACAAAAAGAAAAAUCAACUUCAAAUAAUGAAAAAAAUAAGAAAUAA